CGAGGGGGCGGGCGGCGAGCAGGGCCGCCCCCGGCCCCACGUGGCUCGGGGGACACGCGGGUUUAUAAAGCGCCGGUGCGGGAGGCGGCGGCGGCGCCGGCCGCAGCGGGGCUCGAACCCGCGGAGCUCGGAUGCGCCCGGCGGCUGCAGCGGGGCCGCGGCCGCCCGCGGGCCAUGGAGCUGCCCAUGGCUGUGCCCUCGGAUGCGCCCGCGGAGCUGCCCUCGGUGCUGCCCUCGGUGCUGCCCUCGGUGCUGCCCGCCGCCACCGCCGCCCCCUGGGGCAACGGCAGCGCCUGGGCCACCCUGCCCGGGCACGGCGUCAACGACACGGGCCUGCAGCGGGCCAGGAGCGCCACGUCCAUCCUCAUCGCCGUCGUCAUCACCGCGCUCUACUCGGUGGUGUGCGUGGUGGGGCUGCUGGGCAACGUCCUGGUCAUGUACGGCAUCGUCAGGUACACCAAGAUGAAGACAGCCACCAACAUUUACAUCUUCAACCUGGCUCUGGCUGAUGCAGUGGCCACCAGCACCCUGCCCUUCCAGAGCGCCAAGUACCUCAUGGAGACCUGGCCCUUCGGGCAGCUGCUCUGCAAGGUCGUGCUCUCUAUUGACUACUACAACAUGUUCACCAGCAUCUUCACCCUCACCAUGAUGAGCGUGGACCGCUACAUCGCCGUGUGCCACCCAGUCAAGGCCCUGGACUUCCGCACGCCGGCCAAAGCCAAGAUCAUCAACGUCUGCAUCUGGGUGCUCUCCUCCCUCAUCGGGGUGCCCAUCAUGAUCAUGGCAGUCACCAAGUCAAAAGACGGUGUGGUCCUGUGCACUCUCCAGUUUCCCGACCCUCCCAUCUACUGGGACACUGUGACCAAGAUCUGUGUCUUCAUCUUUGCCUUCCUGGUCCCCAUUCUGGUCAUCACCAUCUGCUACGGGCUGAUGAUCCUUCGCCUGAAGAGCGUCCGGCUCCUCUCAGGCUCCAAGGAGAAGGAUCGCAACCUGCGGCGCAUCACUCGCAUGGUGCUGGUGGUGGUGGCAGCCUUCAUCAUCUGCUGGACGCCCAUCCACAUCUUCGUCAUCGUCUGGACGCUGGUGGACAUAGACAAGAAGAACCCCUAUGUGGUGGCCAGCCUGCACUUCUGCAUCGCUCUGGGCUACACCAACAGCAGCCUCAACCCUGUCCUGUACGCUUUCCUGGAUGAAAACUUCAAGAGGUGCUUCCGAGAGUUCUGCCUGCCUUUCCGAGCCCGUGUGGACCAGAACAGCUUCUCCCGUGCCAGGACCACCACACGGGAGCACGUCUCCACCUGCACCCCUUCUGAGGCCCGCAACAAGCCGGCAUGACUAGAGGUGGGCAGCCCCCAGCGGGGCUGCCGCGCACGCGGAGCAGAUGAGCUGCGCUCAGAAGUCACCCAGGUCACCACCACAGAGCUCUAGCAGAGUGCUGGGCUGGGCACUGCUCCGUAACACUGCUGGGUUUGCAUACAGACUGACUGCAAAAGCUUUUUACGUCCUGAGAAUGAAAAAUGGGAGAAUUGGGACUCACCAAAUGAUGUAGGGAGAGGACAUGAACAAGAGGCAAGUUGGGCAAAUAUGCUCCACUGAUGCCACCGCCUGAACCAACAACACCCCGAGGGGCUGUCACCUUCCAACACAUGGCUCUGGGCAGAGCCCAGGGCACCAGAACUGCAAUGUCCAUGUACUUGUCCUCCUGCACGGGCCAGGGUGACACCACAGCCCAUGGCAAAAGGGGAAACGCUCACAUGGCAGAAAGGAACUGUGCCAGGAGGUGAUCAUAGCAUCACAGAUUUGUUCAGGUUGGAAAAGCCCUCCAAGAUCAUCAAGUUCAACUGUUCCUCUACCACUACAAAGGUCACCACUUGCCCAUGUCCCCAAGUGCCACAUCCACACAGUGAUGGUUAAAUCUCUUCAGUGAUCGUUACUCAACCACUGCCCUGGGCAGCUGUGCCAGGGCUGGACAACCCUUUCAAGGAAGAAAUGUUCCCUAAUAUCCAGCCUAAUCCUCCCUGGAGUGACUUGAGGCCAUUUUCUCUGCCACAUCAUGGGACCUCAUUCCAUCCCCCUCUGAGCUGUGUCCAAAAGACAAAUGGAGAUGGGAAGAAAAACUUAUGCCACUUCAGAGACGCUGUUUUCAAAAAGCUCCAGAUCCAUUGUAAAAAUUCUCCUGGAGUUCCUCAAACUGGGAGUGCUCCCAGAGAAAGCUUUCUACGGUUAAUGUCAUUGUUAGGUUAGUGUUAUUUAGAGACCUCUGACUGCAGCUAAGGCUGCCCUGGACAUGGAUGUGAUGCUGGACUGGAAAACUGGGGACAAAUCCUAGUGCAGGCAAACAGCCCUGGGAGAUCCUGCCCUGACCGGGCCAUGCUGUAUCCAGGAUGCUCAGAGGGAACUCUUUGUGUACUUUUAUAAAUAUAUAUGUAUAUCUAUAGCUGUAUGAAAUUAAAGUGACCCCAAGGCCUCCCGUCACACCUCCCACUACAGCAGCUGCUCCACGUGUGAUGGAGCUGAAUAUGCCGCAUCCAUAGCAUCUCACAAAGUGCUUCAGACACUAUUUCCAGCUCCAGCCCUUGGGAUAUUUGCCUUACAGUGGCAUUUCUGUACAGGAGCCCUGCUUUCUAAAAAUUAAACUAAAAUAAAAUCAGAAAUAGGAAGCA
This is a messenger RNA of Passer montanus (Eurasian tree sparrow), 2663 nucleotides long. RefSeq names its product opioid receptor delta 1 (gene OPRD1). The coding region runs from base 175 to 1335 and encodes 386 amino acids. Gene Ontology annotation, cellular component: membrane; neuron projection. The record is from RefSeq and is a predicted model, not a curated record. Lineage: Eukaryota; Metazoa; Chordata; Aves; Passeriformes; Passeridae. The transcript has 3 exons. Gene Ontology annotation, molecular function: neuropeptide binding; G protein-coupled enkephalin receptor activity. Gene Ontology annotation, biological process: G protein-coupled opioid receptor signaling pathway; neuropeptide signaling pathway.